AUGGUUCCAAAUGAAGCAAAUCAGUACAGGGGGCUUAUCAGCCUGCUUAAGCAUUUCAGAUGGACAUGGGUUGGACUCUUUGCUGCAGACGAUGACAGCGGAGAUAAUUUCUUGCAGCUCCUGGAGCUGUUGUUUUCCAAGAGUGGAAUCUGUUCAGCAUUCACAGAAAGAAUCCCUAACCAAGCUUACUUGCAUUCUCUUAAUGAAUUGAGCAAUAUGGUCUCAAAUACUUAUCAACGUUUGGUAGAUACAAAAGCCAUUACAUUUGUCAUCUAUGGUGAAACAUUGAGCAUUAUGUGGCUCAUGAUGUUAAUAAAUUUAGCAGAUCCUGAAUACAUGGAAAACAGAAAUGUUGGAAAGGUGUGGAUUAUGACAGCCCAGGUUGUUUUUACUGUAACAGGCCUCAUAAGGGGAUGGAAUUUUGAAAUGUUCCAAGGCACUAUUUCCUUUGCAGUUCAUUCACAUCAACAUCCAGGGUUCCAGGCGUAUAUUCAGAACAUAAAACCUUAUGAGACACAAAGCAAUGGUUUUCUCAAGGACUUCUGGGAGCAAUCCUUCGACUGUUCAUUUCCAAAUCCUAAUGGGCCAAAAGAGGACAAUAAAACAUGCACAGGGGAAGAGAGACCAGAGAGACUACCUGGAUCUGUCUUUGAAAUGCACAUGACUGGCCACAGCUACAGUAUCUACAAUGCUGUCCAUGCUGUGGCACAUGCUUUGCAUGCCAUGGACUCAUAUCGAUCCAAUCACAGAACACUGAGGGGAAGCAAAAGCCUUCGAGACCUCCAGCCCUGGCAGCUCCAGCCAUUUCUUCAAGACAUUUCAUUUAACAACUCAGCUGGAGAAAAAGUUUCUUUUAACGAAAACAGGGAAAUGGUAGCUGGAUUUGAUAUAAUGAACAUGCUAAUGUUCCCAAACAACUCCUUCUUUCAAGUGGAAGUUGGAAGGGUGGACCCCAAUGAAGAAGAAAAAAUCGUCAUCAAUGAGGAUGUGAUUGUGUGGCCAAAACAUUUUAACCAGGCAAUUCCCCUUUCUGUGUGUAGUGAUUCCUGCGACCCUGGUUAUCAGAAGAAAAAAAGGGAAGGAGAGAAAUUUUGUUGCUUCGAUUGUUUUGCAUGCCCAGAAGGGAAGAUUUCAAAUCAAAAGGAUAUGGAUGAAUGUUUCAGAUGCCUACAAGAUAAAUAUCCAAGCAAGGACAGAGAUAGGUGUAUCUCCAAAAUUGUAACAUUUCUGUCCUACGAAGAACCUUUAGGCAUCAGUUUAGCUUCCACUGCUGUUUUAUUUUCGCUCAUCACAGCCUGGGUGUUAGGAAUGUUUAUUAAGCACAAAGAUACCCCCAUAGUCAAAGCCAACAACCGGGACCUCAGCUACGCUCUCCUUGUCACCCUCCUGCUUUGCUUCCUCUCUUCUUUGCUCUUUCUUGGACGACCUAGUAAAGUGACUUGCUUUCUGCAACAAUCUGCUUUUGGCAUCAUCUUCUCAGUGGCUAUUUCUUGUGUGUUGGCCAAAACCAUCACUGUGGUUGUCGCCUUCAUGGCCACCAAACCAGGCUCCAUCAUGACAACAUGGGUGGGGAAGAGACUGACCAACUUCAUUGUCCUUUCCUUCUCCCUCAUUCAAGCAGGCAUUUGUGCUGUGUGGCUGGCAACCUCUCCCCCCUUCCCAGAUUUUGACAUGACGUUACUAACCAAACAGAUUGUUGCAAAAUGCAAUGAAGGGUCUGUAAUCUUGUUUUAUUUUGUUUUGGCAUACAUGGGACUUCUGGCCAUCAUCAGUUUCACUGUGGCUUUCCUGGCAAGGGAGCUGCCAGACAUUUUUAAUGAAGCCAAGUUCAUCACCUUCAGUAUGUUGUUGUUUUGCAGUGUUUGGUUGUCUUUUAUCCCCACAUAUCUGAGCACCAAAGGGAAACACAUGGUAGCUGUGGAGAUCUUCUCUAUCUUAGUCUCUAGUGCUGGGUUACUGGGCUGUAUCUUUUCCCCAAAAUGCUAUAUUAUUGUGCUGAGGCCAGAGUUGAACAACAGGGAACAGCUCAUAAGAAGAAAGACUUAG
This is a messenger RNA of Rhineura floridana, 2046 nucleotides long. Its product is annotated as vomeronasal type-2 receptor 26-like. Gene Ontology annotation, cellular component: membrane. Bases 1 to 2046 code for a protein of 681 amino acids. The record is from RefSeq and is a predicted model, not a curated record. Gene Ontology annotation, molecular function: G protein-coupled receptor activity. Gene Ontology annotation, biological process: G protein-coupled receptor signaling pathway. NCBI's taxonomy places the organism in Eukaryota, Metazoa, Chordata, Lepidosauria, Squamata, Rhineuridae. The transcript is spliced from 4 exons.